This is a messenger RNA of Daldinia childiae, 636 nucleotides long. RefSeq lists its product as uncharacterized. The coding region runs from base 1 to 636 and encodes 211 amino acids. The record is from RefSeq and is a predicted model, not a curated record. Lineage: Eukaryota; Fungi; Ascomycota; Sordariomycetes; Xylariales; Hypoxylaceae. The transcript has 2 exons.
AUGGCGGCUCCCGCAUCCAAGACAAUUGGCGAUCUGAACGGGAAGUGGGUUCUAAACAAAACCCUCUCCGACCCCAUCGACCCCGCCCUCUCCCUCCAAGGCGUAAGCUGGCUCGUGCGCAAAGCCAUCGGCGCCGCCACCGUCACCCUCGAGACGAAGCAAUACCAAGGCCCCGCCACGCCUCCCAACACCAGCACCGAGCUAGUAACCCGCAUCGACAUCCAGCAGAUCGCGACCGCCGGCGUCAAGGGCACCGCCGAGAACCGGUGUCUAGACUACGAGUUCCGCGAGCACAGCGACUGGCUGUUCGGCCGCGUGCGCGGCCGCAGCCGCUGGAUCGGGCCCGAGGAGUUGGCGAAGCACGUGGGGCCCGACGGGGAGGCGCGCAAGACCGCCGUUGUCGAGGAUGACUUCGCCGCGAGGGAUUGGCUCGAGGGGGACGAGGAGAAGGGCGGGCCGCUGGGCGAGACGCAUGUUUUGAAUCAUGUGGAGAGUUUGGAUGCGGGGUGGACGGCGCUGCAGGUCUGGGGGUUCCAGAAUGUGGGUGGUGAGAGGAGGUAUGUGCGGAAUGUGGUUGUGGCGAAGGACGGCACGUUUGUCAACUUUAAGAUGGUGUAUGACUGGGUCCCUGAGUAG